AUGCUGCCUAUUGGCAGGAGUACUGCUGCUGAUGUGGACAUUCUAGCCUUUUCGCCAAACGGACAGUACCUGGCAGCUGCUACGUGUAGGAAGGAGGUCUUUGUCUGGGAAAUAGAGACACGGACAGUCUUGCGGUCGUUCAAGAUUGAUUAUCCAGCACUAGGUGUCCAAUUUGCUAACAAAACUAACGCACUGGUGGUGUAUCAUAUUGGUGGCAAGCUGGCUUUUGUGAAGGACGUGAUUCCAGCGGGACACACUCCACCCCAGCAUAUGAUAGGGCAGUCUACUACAUCAGUUCAGGUCUUGCAGUCGGGAAAAACGAACGUGAAGGUGUCAGGACUUGUAGAUGACGAGGCUAAGACGGAUGGAAAGCACAAAGAGGAAGACGAAGAGGAAGUGAGCUUUGAUGAUGACAAUGAGGCAAGAGUAGAAGCCAUCAAGGCCAGCUUCGGUUUUGGCUCGGCACUAAAAGCCACUAACAACAACGAGAUUGAAGAUGAAGACAUCUCAGUAUCGGCUUUACCGACUACGAAGUCAUCGCCCCAGCAACUCUCACCAUUGCGCACCAUUACAGAGCCAUUCCAGCCUGGCAGCGUCAUGGACGCAACAGGACGUAGCAGCAGUGCUACCUCAUUGCUGGCUUGGACUCCAGAGGGCGAGAUUGAGGUGAUUCGAGGAGCGAGUAUGAGUGAAAACUUAGUAAAGGUGGAAUUCGCGGACAAGGGUCGUCGAGGAUUCAAGUUUAACGACAACUAUAUGUUCUCAAUGGCAUUUCUGGACGACUACGGUGCUAUUUUUGCCGUCCCGCGACGCGCUCGUGAAGACUGGGAAGACCUCGAAGCAGGGACCGACGAAAGUGACGUUAUUAGCAGCUUUAUUUUCUACCGUCCGUUUGAGUCUUGGGCUAGCAAUAGCUCGUGGCACAAGACGCUGCCCGAGGGUGAGGAUGCUGAAUGCGUUUCUGCAGGUCGUGAGUUUUGUGCGGUGGCCACCUCGUUGCAUACUCUUCGAAUCUACACGUCAAGUGGCAUCGACUAUGCGCUACUGCGAUUACCUGGUCGCGUUGUAACAAUGACCGCAAAAGAAACUUUGCUGGCUGUUGUGUACCAGGGACUGCAUGGACAGAUGCUCUACCAGCUCCUUCGCAUUCACGUGAACUCGUCACGCGAACGUGUUGUGUUGGUCUCCAAGGGUCAAUUGUCCAUGACGCCUCCACCACGAGAUGUUUUUGCGUCGCACAAGGAGAACGACACAAUACGCGAAGACGUCCGAAACUGGUCGAAGCUGACAUGGAUUGGUUUCGAUGACCGCCAGAUUCUUUAUGCGGUGGACUCGUUCUCGUGCAUUCAGGCACUGUCACCCAGCACAGGAUGGAACUGGUUUCCUAUCGGCUGUGUUGGCAACGCGCUGCAGAAGAAGCCGGAGGACCGUCACGGUAUUUUUACACUUGGCGUGGUUAACGACUCAUUGCUCUACUUCCCGCUGGAGAAGGGCGCUCGGGUUCCCAAGCUUCGCGGUAAUCACCGUCCGGUACCUGGUACGUUCCCAUUGCGCACGGCGUCUUUUCCAAAGACGUCAAAGAAGAACGAGGACGCUUCAAAUGGCCACAUGUGGCAGAAUGUGCGACUGUGUGGACUAGAGGCAAUUGCAAACGAUGCAAACGUUGGUAACAUCGCAGACCAAGUAGUCCAUGAGCAGGCUGAAAUGGACAAGGCACUUAUCUUGAUGAUGAAGACGGCUUGCAUGAAUGACGAUCCUGCGCGAGUGCUUGACUUGGCAAAGUGUCUGCAUCUUGAGAAAUCCCACCAGAUUGCACAGAAGCUCGCUAUUCACUUCUCUCUGCGCCAGCUGCAGUCACAACUAUACGAGCUGUACCGCGUCAAAUUUGAACAGCCUCAGCGCUUCGAGCAGGAGUCGAUGGUACAAGCUUCUUCUGAACCUCGUCAACAGGCACCUACAAACCGCUCUAGCACAAUGAAAGACAAGCUCGAGCCACGGAAUGUGGAGCCUCUCAGUCGUGCUCGUAGCAUUCUGUCGCGACCGCCGUCUACGCCUUUGCGUGACGAAUACGACGACAUGGAAACUGCCUCUAUCGACGAGACCCAAGAAACGAAGGCCUUGACCCCUACACCGAAGACUACUUUUGCAAAGGGAAGUGCUGUACGCGUAGAGCGGUCAGUGGUACCAGCGAAUCCGUUCCUGAAGAAAUCUAGUGGUUCCUCGACAUCACCCACAGGCAGCAAGAAGACGGGUCUGCAGCGAUUGGCCAAGUUCACGUCGCCAUCACCAGCCAAGAAGCAGUGUCGGUCGACAUGGAAGAAAUGA
This is a messenger RNA of Peronospora farinosa, 2325 nucleotides long. The record is from the annotation of a GenBank genome assembly. NCBI's taxonomy places the organism in Eukaryota, Oomycota, Peronosporomycetes, Peronosporales, Peronosporaceae.